Micropterus salmoides (largemouth bass) is the source of this 8940-nucleotide messenger RNA. RefSeq names its product calcium channel, voltage-dependent, beta 3b (gene cacnb3b). Gene Ontology annotation, molecular function: high voltage-gated calcium channel activity; protein binding. The record is from RefSeq and is a predicted model, not a curated record. Gene Ontology annotation, cellular component: voltage-gated calcium channel complex. The coding region runs from base 4600 to 5772 and encodes 390 amino acids. The transcript is spliced from 14 exons. Lineage: Eukaryota; Metazoa; Chordata; Actinopteri; Centrarchiformes; Centrarchidae. Gene Ontology annotation, biological process: regulation of voltage-gated calcium channel activity; chemical synaptic transmission; calcium ion transmembrane transport.
CAUUCUAAACCUUAAAUGACAGAUCUGUACAUGCUUCCUGAAUGAUCCCUGAUUAGAUGGCGAUAAAAGACAUAGGUUUACUUUGUGGAAACAGGAAAACCUUUCAACUCGGGUCUUGACAUUUUGAGUGAAAGUUUGAGAAAUUGAGUUGGUGUAUGCGGCAGUCAAAGUGGGGCAUGGCUGAAUUUCCAUCUACAUUGGAGCUUUCUGAACAAAUCUGAAUGUAUGUCCAAACUCCUCACCCUCAGUGCUGACAUUUCUGUGGAAAAUUCUGAGUUGCACUAAAGCAGAAAAUGGCAUUUAGUGCAGUUGUGUGACAGAGGGGCAGUGGUGGGAAGCUGUGGGCACACUUGCAGGCAUUCAUGCUGUCUCUAUUGGUGGGGGGAAGGAGUGCAUUUGGAACCGCUAGGCUUCCUGUGUGGGGUCAAUUAAAUACUGCAUGAGACAGAGCACUAAAAGCCCGUCCCGUGAGGAGCGAAGUGCUUUGUGUGUUUGUGUGCGUGUGUGUAUGUGCAUGCAUAUGUGUGUGUGUCCGUGUUGGCGCAUCACUGUGCAAUGCCUUGAUUAAAUUUGAUGAACCAAGAAUGUUGAGAGGGCCAAAGAUUCCAGUUUAGCUUCUCUGAGUUCCUGUUUAGAAAGCCUACCUUUUUUAAAUUAUUACAAAGUCAGAAUGUAAAGAAGUACACUAUUUAAUUUUUUCAUGUGACAUCUUUAUGUUUGGCUGGUCUUAUCUAGGACAUCGCUCUGUUUCUACUAUUUUAAACAUCUCCAAAUGGCUUUCUUGGCUGUAACAUCUGCAAACGCACAAAUUACUUUUAUUGUGAUAAACCAUCCCUAUGUAGUCAUUACAAAUGUUUAAGACUCAAAUUUGAAAGAAAACACACCGUUUUUAGAUGCAAAGCUGGAAUGUGUGAAUAUGUAGGGCGCCAUUACAUAUUGAUAAGUCUGACAUUCUCUCUGUUAGCUCAGCCCACUAGUCAAGAAACACCAAUUAGGCCUAACUCAAAACCUAGAGCCUAAAUCAGGUCAGCUUCGAAAAAACAUAUCUGAUUUAAUGAAGGAUGCUGCAGAGGGAUGUGCCAUUCUGUGCUGCACUGUAGGUACACAGCUUUAUGUGGGUUAGCUCCAGCUUCUCUACACUUUGAAGCAGUUUGGUGAAGUCAGGUUGAGCGAUCCCUUGGGGAGAUGAAAGCCUAAGUAUGCACAGCAAAGCCGGCAAGGCCGAGUCGGCAGCGUGGAUGAAAGAUAGAGAUUCCUGGCCAAGCACGCUGCAUCAUGCUCCUCUUCCUCUACUGUAUGCCAACUUCACUGUCGACCAAUCUGUGAUAAUUCACGUCAUCACAUUGUCGUCAUUGCAUCUGUAGCACUUUGUAGCACUCUUUGCAGUUGACUAACACAAGAUGUCCUCUUUUCUCAAACCUCGACUCGAAUGGAUGUAACUCUGUGCCUUUUGUCAGAAAGCAGUGGUGUAGUGGAAAUGACUUCGAAGUGCUUAUUUAUAGGCUGUCAAGGGCUCAUUACAGGCAGAGAGAAAGUAUCCUGAGGUAACAUUAGAGCAGGAGGAGGGUGGAGCCGCUCGGGACAGGAUGGAGUAUCAAUCUGGGUGGCUCUCCUAUUGAUCCACUCUGCCCUACUCUGGUUGCACUGUCAGGAGACCUUCUCUCUGGCUCUGGAUGAUCCACCUCUGCCGGUAAUGCUGCCUCAGCUCCCGCUGCACACAGAUUGUAAGGUGCCUCUUUACAAGUCAAAAGGUGCAGGCCUGUGCAGGUGACCGCAGAGUUUUUGUGCUUAAAUCUCCAGAUUUGUGGGGGGAAUCUGGACCCCUGUCUUCUCUGAUGCUGCCCUUUCGCAAGCCACUGAGUUCCCAGUUGGUGCAGAGCGUCUCAGUUGCUUACAGUAUGAAAGUGUGGUUGAGCUGCAGUGCUCAGCAAAAAAAUAAAUAAAGAGCUCAGUAUCAAACCUUAAUACUUUUUUAGCACCAACUGAAAUGUGUCUGUAUCAGCGCCAACAUAUAUCGAAAACAGUCAGGUAUUAAAGAUUGGCACUGAAUGUCAAAUCCACAGCCAUAGUUUAAUUAAUCUUGAAUCUGAUUUAAAACCAUAUUUUGCUUAUUUUAGAUUUUGUUCUGCUGCAUGUGUUCAGACUGUUUAUCAUUUGAGAACUGUAUCUUCUUUUGUUAAAUACAAAAGGGAAGGGGGACAAAUGUUUAUAUCCCUCAAAGUAAAGAACUGAAAAAUAGAAUUGUUUAUUAUCAGUACCACAACUCAGCACUGGUUUUGUCUUGAGAAUGAGAAUUAGCGUGUCACAGACCCAACAAUGGUUGGAAAAUUACAUCAAGUUUUAAAUCACUUUCUCUACUUUUCCUUCUGUCCACAUAGUCAGACUUGUUUCUUUGUGUAAUCGUGUUUCUCUUAUUACCUCGUUUGCGGAGGCCUGUGUGAACUUUGAAGAGAAGUGCUAAAAAAAGAAACAUUAUGAAGAACACCUGCAUCACAUUAUCAGGAGGAUUGAACAACACUCGAUUUAAUAUUAACCUGCCGGAAAGGAGAAGCAAAUUGCUACAGAGACUUACUACAUGCUGAACAGACAAGCCUCAGAGGCUGUCUGUUCUUGUUGUCCAUAUAGGCACUUUGUUCACAUUCAGAUGGGCUAUCUGGCAUCAGUGAAUAUAGCUGAGCCAGUCUCAAAUCUGCUUUGCUCUUUCUUGAGGGAAUUCAUCAAAACUCAGUGAACUUUGACAAUCCUUCGCUAUCCUCUCCCCACUGCCAACCCCAGUCUGUGAUGGGAGGAGUGGAAGGAGAGGAGAAGAGAGCUAUAUUUAGACUGACUGAACAGCAAAAAAAUGACAAAAAGAAAAGAUUCUGCUGUUAAUCUCUGGUCCUAUUGUUCUAAUGUGCCGACAGUCCUCCUCCCUCCCUCUUUUUCUUUUUUGUCCCUCUGUUUUCAUCACAAUGUUUCACCUUUUUCCCUUUAUCAUUCCUUCUCCCUCUCUUCAAUUUGAUUUAAAGAGCUUUAACAGUUAACAUUGGCAGAGCAGACAAAUUAUGUGAUAAACAUUUAUUUUUUACUUUCUGGGACUUUUCUUAGUGUUUAAUUUCUCACCGUUUUUCUCCAUCAAUCUUAUUUGCUUUUCAGGGAUUCUUUCUCUUUGCUCAUAUCUUUCUGUUUCUAGCUCUGUUUGUUUCCUGUGGUUUCGCUCCCUCUCCAUUUUCGCAUUCCUCUCCCACUGUGUGAAAGGCUGUUAGUCAAUGGCUGCUGCUUCAUGCACAACACUAACGAUGAAAAUAGUCUCCUUAUCUGUUCCAGAGGAAUCUGAGGGAGGUAGUUGCUCAAACUACAAUGAUAUGUGUUUGUGUGUGAGAGCAUGUGUGUGUGUUUGAAAGCUUGCCUGCUUGCAUCCCUUUAAUUUUAAAAAGCCAAGUAGAAAUAUAGCCCUGAGACAUUUUUUACUAAAAGCCCUGGUGGAGUGCACUUAAUUCUUAAGCAGCCAAAGUUGAAUGAGGGUGAGGGAGCGCAUGCUGCCAGCAUAAUGGUUGCAAAGAAAGGUCCUCAGUGCCUGGGGCAACCUGGAGAGCAGGCAUGCAGCCCUGGCGUGCCUGGAACAACGAGGCUGUCUCCUACAAUAGAGACCCCUCUGCUGGAUUAUUACUGUAAGAUGUCUGAUGGACUCUAGAUGGCUGCAUGCUGACUCACCGCUGCAUUUCUGUUCUGUAGGCUCAUGCAUCACCUUCCUGUCAGGAGGAUGGUGCAGGGCAGGCAGACAGGCAGGCGGACAAAGCCCUGCCUUCCCUUUUCCUCUCCUCUCCCUCUGUUCAUUUCUCCAUUCGUUUCCUCCUCUCGUUCUGGCUCCCUGUCCUCCACAAGCUUCACACCCUUUGUGUUCUUUGCUUUUGAAACAGUCACCUGUUAAGCAAAGAUAGCUACUAAUUAGCAGAGGAAUUAUAAACUAAGUUGCCACUCAGCAUUUUCUUGCUUGGCUAUUGUUACAGUAUUACACUAUCACUUUGCAUGUCUUACAUAACUGCUCAGUCUUUGUUCUAUCUUAUUUAUAGAAGUUCUCAUCUGUGCUCAGUGAAAAAAUUAUACUCUGCAGUUGGUGAUUAAGCACCAGACCAACCUGUUUUAUCACUUUUUCAAGAUCUCUUAAAGCAGGAAUUGACAUAUGAGAAAUGUAUGCAAAAACUUGGAAGGGGUGUGAUACAUGAGAUUUGUGGUUUGUGGUGGGGAGACUCAGAGGAGAGGAGAGGAGAGGAGAGGAGAGGAGAGGAGAGGAGAGGAGAGGAGAGGAGAGGAGACGAGACGAGAUUGCGACGGUGUAUGAAACCAGAGGAAUGCUCUUUUUAUUUCAUGAGGGCUGAAAAGCUGAAGAAACCCACUGUACUUUACCAGUACGCGGGCGUGUACACACCAGUGCUGCAGUCAGGUGUGCAUCAAUUUUGUAUAGGAAAUGGCUGUUGAGGCAGCGCAGCAACGUCAGCUGUGAAGCACUUAGGCUGAGCGUGCCACCCUCUCUCUCCCACCCUGUAACCACGGGCUGAGGGGAGGAGGGCUCUGCCUUUUCUGUGCAAUGGGGGAGAAGAGAGCGCUGGCAGCAGAAUCAUGUCUGCCUCCGACUCAAGCGCUACAGGACUCAUCUGUAACAAGGGUUCAGCCGAUUCCUACACUAGUCGACCUUCUGAUUCCGACCUGUCCCUGGAGGAGGACCAGGAGGCGUCUCGGCGUGAAGCCGAGCGCCAGGCUCAGCUGCAGCUAGAGAGAGCCAAGUCUAAACCAGUAGCAUUUGCAGUGAAAACCAAUGUGAGUUACUGUGGGGCCCUUGAUGAAGAUUGUCCAGUCCAAGGAGCCGCUAUUAAUUUUGAAACCAAAGACUUUCUGCACAUAAAAGAGAAAUACAACAAUGAUUGGUGGAUUGGUCGUCUGGUGAAGGAAGGAGCAGACAUCACUUUCAUCCCGAGCCCAGUCAAACUGGAGGCAAUGAGGAUAAAACAAGAGCAGAAAGCAGCAGCAAGGAAAGGAGGGAACGCUUCAUCCGGAGGCUGGAGGUCCACCCCACCAUCUGCAGCCAAACAGAAGCAGAAACAGACUGAACAUGUUCCCCCAUAUGACGUGGUCCCUUCCAUGCGGCCGGUGGUGCUGGUGGGCCCUUCGCUGAAAGGCUAUGAGGUAACCGACAUGAUGCAGAAAGCCUUGUUUGACUUCCUGAAGCACAGAUUUGACGGCAGGAUCUCUAUUACACGGGUGACUGCUGAUCUGUCACUGGCGAAGCGCUCUGUGCUGAACAAGAAGGCCAUAAUGGAGAGAUCCAACACGCGCUCCAGUCUGGCUGAGGUCCAGAGUGAGAUAGAGAGGAUCUUUGAGCUGGCCAAGUCUCUUCAGCUGGUCAUCCUGGAUGCAGACACCAUCAAUCACCCGGCACAGCUCCUCAAAACUUCUCUGGCUCCCAUUGUCGUCUAUGUCAAAGUCUCCUCACCUAAAGUUCUUCAGAGGCUGAUCAAAUCCCGAGGGAAGUCACAAAGCAAACACCUCAACGUCCAGAUGAUGGCAGGGGACAAGCUGGCUCAGUGUCCACCUGAGAUGUUUGAUGUCAUCCUGGAUGAGAACCAGCUGGAAGAUGCAUGUGAACACCUUGCGGAGUACCUGGAAAUUUACUGGCGUGCCACGCAUCUCCCCUGUUCUGCCCCUGUUAACCCCUUACUGGACCAAAGUGUGAUCACACCACCCUCAGCUAACUCCAGCCAACAGUUUUCUGAGACUCAAGAGUUGAUAGAAUGAUUACUACAACAGACAUAGGAGCAGCCUGUGCUGUCAGCUGGGGUCAGACUAGGAGGUCAUAGAGCACAGGGACCAGGGUGCUACCAGGGGGCAGCAGCAGCCCUCAUCUCUCCAAAGCCAGCCACCACCUUCUCUGGCCACAAGAGAACAAGAGCAGAGUCCCCUUGAGAGAGAAAGAGCAGGAGGCUGGUGAGCUGCAGGAAGAGGAGAAACAUAACCAGGGAGAGGAGCUAGAGGAGGAGGAAGAUUUGACCAGCGCCACAACAGACAGAGGAGCCUCCACCUCACUGCUGCCCCCUCGGCUAAAGCUCCCUGCUCCCACCGCCACGCGACAACUCAGGGCCGCUUUCUACAGCUGCACGCCUACUGGUAACAAAAACCAGUAGGCUCAGGGCCGCUUUCUACAGCAGGGCAGUCACUGCACGCCGCCGUCCCUCACCCUCCCUCCUCCCACCCUGACCAUGUUCCCAACUCCCUUCUUUCACACUGAAAGUCACAACCCCUACCUGGCAAAGCUGAGCCAGCCCAUAUGUGAUCAGACACCCAGAAAUGGCUGUCCCAGACACAGAUAGGCUUAUUCAGCUCUCACUGUAGACAAAUUACAUACCUGUGAAAUCAGAGUAUUUUAGCAUACAGUGUAACACAAAAUACAAACACGAAUAGCUUCCUGUUGUAGGGUUUCCAGGGAUCUCUCUCUGAUUAACCUGACUUCCCCCUCUGGCCAAAGAGUGCAGAGAGUGACAGAAAACCAAUUCUGUGUCUUCCAUCCCUACAGCUCUCUGUGAGCUGUCAUUCCAUUUUAACCAAAUGUUUCCUCAAAGGCACUGUUGUUCCUUGCCUUGACUUCUUGUUUAUCCAGUAGCCUUUUUAAAGUAUCCUUUCCUUUUAUUUCAUUUUUUUUUACAGUUUGUGUUAGGGAUCAUCACUACCAUCUAUAAUCCCUAUCUUGGCCCUCAGUGUAGCUGAUCGCAUAUGUGUAUGCAACAGUGAUGCAAAACCCAUGCAUGGCAAGCACAGACUUACAAUCUAUAUGCAUCUUUUGUCACAGCUAUGAAUAUAUAAAUGCUGGUCUGUUGGCUUAGGAAGGAUUAUUUACAAUUACUGUGGUUUGUGUGCAGAUGGUUGGUGGCAAAUCCCAUAACAAAUGAAAAUGCAAUUUGAAAAGCUGUGCAUCAAUUUAAUCAUUUCAACUAAUUAUAUGUAUGUCACUUGUUGCAGUAGCCUAUGCAUUUUUAAUCUCGAAGAAAUAAAAACAUCUUCUUUCUGAAACAAUAUUCGGUCCACCCAGAAGUAUAAUUUGUAGCAUAACCAGGUAUCAAGCGAUCGACUGAUAUCUAAUACAUGUUGUUUGGCUUAUGAUGACUUUAAAGUGAAAGCUUGAGAUAAGUGUAUAGAUUAAUAAUACAAUUAAAGGUUACCUCAGCGUGUGUGCUGAAUGUAAUUCUUAGUAAUACUAGCACUAAACUAAAAUAAACAAAUCACCACAAACUACAGAGUCAAGAAAAUCUCUGCAUUUUUUUUUUACUAUGUCAGUGGGAUCAUUUAAAUUCCACACUUCACUGCUACUCAGUGGGGGAAUGAUAACUGGUGAUGUGGGUGGACUAUACAGUCCCAGUUUCUCUUUUGAUGGUAGGGUGAGUUUAGAUAUCAAUGGGGCUUCAAAAUUUAGUUGCUCAGUGGAAAAGAAGUAGCAAUGCCCUGUACACUUGCACCCACCCUCCACUACACCACCGCGCUACAAAACUGAGACUUCUUUAUCACCCCCGAAGGGACAUUCAGGUCUCUGAGCACAUUGACAGAUUGUGAAGGGUCACAUCCUAAUAAGCCCAGUAAAUUAUUUAAUUAUCUUUUGGCAUAAACAGCUAAACCCCGCAUGUAUGCUGCAGGUUUAUAAACAUAUGUAGGGCGACCUCUGGUGGCAUAUUUAUGUUAUUCUCAUAUCCACCGUUACUUAUUUCUCUGACCAUUGCAAACAAACUGCAAGACAUAAAUUAAAUAUGUAUCCACAUAAAUUAAGAACAUGGACGACUUCCAGUCAUAAGGCUAGUUAAAUGUCUUUGCUGCAAAUACCAAAAGCUUAAUCCAAACUUUGCAUAGCCACCAGUUCUCUCUUUUGUCUUGAUUUAAUCAUCUAUUUGCCUCCAUUUCAUGUUUUACAGUACUCAAAAAACAUGAAUCUCAAUAAGCACUGUAAUUCCCACAUUAAUGCAUCUGCUUUUACCUUAUACAACUAUAGAGUACAGCAAACAUACCACAUGUGUAAAUAAUCUAUGUAUUUAUGUAUGUGCAUGACAUAUUGUAUUCCUGUUUCAUCAGAAGGGCUUUUUGGGACCAUCCUCACAUGAGCCAUUCACUCUUCAGAGCAACUCAACAUGACCUACAUAACCAGUCACGUGAAUACAUUAUCAAGGCCUAAUUGUACAUACUGUAUAUUCAAUAUGCAGAUCUUCUUAUCAAAUUGCACAGAAACAGCUAAUGCUGACAGAAAGUAGAAGGGUUUUAGUCACAGUACACAAUUCUAUAUUCAGCGCCUCAGAAAGCAUGUGCUUGUAUGUAUUUUCCUCUCUUUUUAGAAUGGUGCACUGCAGUUAUUUAGCACCAGCAUAAAGUUUGCUUCCACUGACACCCCCAUUCAUUUCUGAAGGACCAGGUUUGAGAUACAUAACUUCUACUUGAUGAAACACAGAGAGCAAAGUACCUUCUUUUGAUUAAAAAAAAUCAGCUCCUUCUGUUUGCUUAAUUUUAUUGCAGGAAAUUUCUACAAAAAGUGAAUUAUUCUUUGGAUGUCAAAGCACAAUUUUUUACCAUUAUCAUUUCCUAUUGCGUUUCACCUACCUAAAUUCUGUAUGCAAUAAAAAGUCUAGCAUUGACAAGACACUAGCUGAGACUAUCAAGAUAUCUCCUCAGUUAUGAUGGGGUAUAAUUGCACUAUUAUCAUUUAUAUGUCUGCUUUACGAUGCAAUAAAUGCACUAAACGUUAUGCUGUACCCGCCUCCAAUACUGAACAAGUUGUCUGGUCCAAUGAUGAUGUCAACAUUUCAUGUGGUUUCUGACAAGUCAGCAAGAUAAAUGAUAUCCAACAGUGUCUGAUGAUGAUGUGUACAGGGUGCGUCUUUUGUCAAUUGCACAACUGAAAGAGGGGGGUGAAUAAAACACAACAACAUUUAA